GGAAAUUAAUUAAUAUCGCAUGAUAUGUUAUUUUUUCUAAGCAAUUUUCAUCUCUAUUUAUAGCUCUCCCUCUCAUCUUUUCUCUUCACCUCACUCACAUCCGCACUACCUCCCUCCCUUUCUCUCUCUCUCUCUCUCUCUCUGCUACCAGCUCUCCAAUUCUUCUUCUAUUCUUUCAAAUCUUUAUUCAAUUUCAUCUCUGCACUUUCCCUUAAUUUGCUUUAUUAGUCUGCAAUGGCCACUGUUGAGGUUGAAGCAACACCAGUCCCGGUUGCUGAGAUCCCAUCUGAGGAAGUGAAGAAGACUGAAGAGCAAACACCAGUAGAAGAGGUUGCAGCACCGGCCGCCCCAGAGUCCCCGGAACCGGAGCAAGUGCCAGCGGCAGCCGAAGCCGUCGUGGAAGAUGCACCUGCUGCCAAAGAACCCGAGGCAGCCCCCGCCGAGGUUGAGACCAAGGAGGUAAAGGAGGAGGCCACCAAGGUUGAGGCUGCAGAGGAGCCAGCAGUGGAAAAAACAGAAGAUAGCACUCCAGUGGCCAAACCUGAAAAGCCUGUUGCUCCUCAGGAGGAGACCGAAACCAAGACCACCGCUGAGGCUGCGGAGCCACCGGCCGCUCCUGCAGCCGAGGAGGCUGCUCCUCCUGCCGAGGAGGCACCGGCCGCUACGGAAGAGAAACCGGCUGAAGGAAAUGAGGAAGCCAACACAGAGGUCACAGUUGAAGUCGUUAAUACUGAGUAGAGGAAUUACGAGCGGGGCGUUCUUGUACACAAUUUUCUUUUACAAUUAUCUUGUACAAUCACUGCCAAGCGCGUUUUAUAAUAUUAUAUUAAUAUUAUAAAUCUCGCACGUACGUAGUUGUACAUUUUAAUUGUAGAUUUGAAUUGUGAAUCAAAAUCUUUGUCAAGAGGAUGAAGGGAGAAGCUAGGGGUAGUGAGAAGGGGUCCUUUAAAUUUAAUUAGAUUGCAUGUGAAAGUUGGUCGUUUAAGCUUUAUAUUUAUUUUUUAGUCUAUGGCUGUGAUGAAGGUAAUUAAGGCUUUGAAAGGGGUUUUGGACUUUUGGAGCUAGGUUAAAUAGUAGGCCCCAUUGGGUCCACGUCAGCAUACUUGCCGCGUGGCGCGCAUUCGUUGUGCCAGGGUGGAAUGCAGAGGAAGCAGGCUGUGUCACGUUGGGAUAUGGACGUUGGUGCCAAAGGGUCGAUGAGUUUGGUAUGGUGUGAUGAGAAGAGGUCUGCCUCUAGGGUUUGAAUAAUGAGUACUAUUAUAUUGUAGCCUUGUUUUGGUAAUAAGUAUUAUAAUAAGUACUAUUUUCUUUUC
This is a messenger RNA of Malania oleifera, 1313 nucleotides long. RefSeq names its product major latex allergen Hev b 5-like. The record is from RefSeq and is a predicted model, not a curated record. The coding region runs from base 235 to 738 and encodes 167 amino acids. The transcript is spliced from 2 exons. NCBI's taxonomy places the organism in Eukaryota, Viridiplantae, Streptophyta, Magnoliopsida, Santalales, Ximeniaceae.